GGAGGUUGGGGGGUAAGGGGGAGGAGAGGCAGACGGCUACCGGAGCUUAAGAGGAGAGGUCCAGCGGCCCCAGCUAAGAAGAAGGGCUGAAAGGUCUGCCACAGUGGAGUUAGUAGGAGACCAGAGAGCAGAAGAAGUCUAACUCCCAAAGGAAUCUAAGAUCCAAGUGAAACGACUGGCCGAGCUUAUCCAUCCAGUGAAUGGUGCUGAGUUUCAAACCCAAGUCCUCUGCCUACAAAUCCAAGACGCUUCCCAUUGUUCCACACUGUUCUUUGUUCUAUCAAAGGCGCUGACUGACGUGCAGAAAAGAAAUGAGGCAGUUGCUGUUGCCCCUGGCCCUGUGGCUUAGUGCCCUGGGGCCCACAGGAACCAGGGGAGAUGAGCUCUCAGUGCCACAACAACGGGGCUUGCAGGUGGCUUUGGAGAAGUUCCAUAAUCACCCACCUGUGCAGUGGGCAUUCAAGGAGAUUGGUGUGGACAGUGCCAGUGACAUGUCAUUCCCCGGAGGGACAUUUGUUCGACUGGAGUUUAGGCUCCAGCAGACCAGCUGCCGAAAGAAGGACUGGAAGAAUGCUGAGUGCAAGGUUAAGCCCAACGGGCGGAAGAGGAGCUGUUUGGCUUGCAUCAAGUUUGAUUCCAAGGACCGGAUCCUGAAACAGAUGAUUCACUGCCCCAUUGGGCCCCCGUGGGGUCAAAGGGAUCCUGAGGGGCAGCAGGAAAGCCAGUGCACUCAAGUGGAAAGAGCCGGUGAGGAAGCCCACAGCUAUUACUUUCCUGGCACAUAUGCCUUUUCUAGAAGUCACAGCUCUGGCUGAAUUCUAAGCAGGGUGCUACCUUGCUUUCAAUCCCUUUGAAAACUGGUGAAUAGUGCGAAGGCUCCCAACACCCCUCCCUACCCAUCAGGGCAAGCACCCCCUAUUCCACCUCACCUGGGAGAAGAGGCCAGACCCUACUAACCCUGUACACAGCACCCUUGUUCCUUCCUGUCUUAAAUAAAACUUCCAGAAACUUUGUGCUCCCUA
Trichosurus vulpecula (common brushtail) is the source of this 1022-nucleotide messenger RNA. RefSeq names its product retinoic acid receptor responder 2 (gene RARRES2). The transcript is spliced from 8 exons. Gene Ontology annotation, molecular function: signaling receptor binding. The record is from RefSeq and is a predicted model, not a curated record. Bases 312 to 815 code for a protein of 167 amino acids. NCBI's taxonomy places the organism in Eukaryota, Metazoa, Chordata, Mammalia, Diprotodontia, Phalangeridae. Gene Ontology annotation, biological process: regulation of lipid catabolic process; inflammatory response.